Odontomachus brunneus is the source of this 1801-nucleotide messenger RNA. RefSeq lists its product as uncharacterized. The transcript has 3 exons. NCBI's taxonomy places the organism in Eukaryota, Metazoa, Arthropoda, Insecta, Hymenoptera, Formicidae. The coding region runs from base 1348 to 1740 and encodes 130 amino acids. The record is from RefSeq and is a predicted model, not a curated record.
AUCGUGAUUCAACUGAAAAAUUCUCAUUCAAUUCUGAAUUCAAAUUUUGGUGUCUCACACUUGAGAGGAGUUUCAAGUAAUGACUAGUACAGGCUCUUAGCGUUAAAUAUGAAUUUUUCAGCUGAAUCAUGAUUGCAAAUGUGAUGUCGCAUAUAUUACGAUCCAAAUAAAGAACUUAAAUCUAACUUUAAAUUCGUGGUAGACAAGCUUCAAGUAAUGAUUAUUAAUACAUGUGGAAAAAGUGUUUUAAUACGAUAAUCGAUCGAAACGACGUGAUAGUUUUCUCGGUUCCAUUGUGACUUUUGUAACGAAAAGCUGCAAUUCGAGUACAUUAUCCAACAUUAGCCACGGCAGAGAUACGCGGAUUUGUACAGUUCCGCGCCAUGUGCUCAGCCGCGUUACGUGCCUUGUUACGUCAUAAUUACUCGCGCGCUCAGCAGCGCCGACACGUCAUUCAGCAAGCCACGCGGAUUUCAGCUUGACGAGGAGGAUCUUCUCGCGUUCUAGUGGCCGGCUUAAUUCGCAUUCGCGGAACGAUGCACACAUGACUCGCGCCGCGCGCAAAUUUUUCUCCGCAUUUUUCGCCGCGGGAGCGUCGCGAACCGAUCCGUCGCGCUCGUCUCCUGUUUCCUUAACGUUAUCAAUUAACAGCCGGCCAAUAAUUUACCGGAGGCACGUGCAGCCGCGAGAUGCGGUUAUAAAUAGCGAGUGUAAUUUACGCGCGACGUUCAUCUCGCGAAUUAUCGCGGUAUCGGUCCUCUCAAUUCUCCUCUCGAGCGCGCACGGAGAUAUUAUCGACCGGUGCUCUUUCCGUCUCUCCCCCCGACGCCGACAUUAAAGGCUCUCUCGCACUUUUCAUCACGUCGGACCGUCGGUAUACGCACACGGACCGGUAUGAAGUUUCGCAAGAACCUCCGCGUUCGGAGAAAGUUAUGAUCUCGCCAUAUCGGCGCGCUUACGUAUCCGGAUUCGAUUUUAUUUCCAAACCGUUCUCGCGCGCGCGAUCAAUCGAUCGAUCGCGCGCUUCCUCCCCCCCGUCCCUCUCUUCCGAGCGAGAAUUUCCCGUAUGCGAGGUGAGUGAGCCUUUCCGCUUUCGAAAGAAACCGGAGUCACGCUCGGCGUUUUAUCAGACUGCCGUGGCGCCUUCUUUUAUUUCUUUUUUUUUCUGUAUAUAUAAAUUGCAUGUCGCCAAGCCAGGCGCCAGAAAAGAACAACCUGGUUAUCGUUCCGCGUUCAACGCGAACGCGCUUAUCUCUCGUGAUAGUGUAACCUCGACAUGCCCGAUGGAAAUCGGCGAGAACGGCGGGACCGAUCGCACGAGAUAGACGCCCGGAUCAGCGCCGAUAUAUGCAUAACGCGACGUGCGCUCUAUUUUACUACGCGACACGCGCUCGAGACAAAACGCUUUCGUGCGCAAUCGACGCUGGGAAUCGGCCGCGGAAGGCCGUGGCGGUACUAAAUGCUAUUUAUAACGGUUUCGGGACUUCAGUACACGUGUCACAGAUCGGUGACAUGAACGACGAGCGUGAUAUGUGCUCGCGAGGUUUUUUUUUCAGCCAAAUCAGCUCGCGUUUUCUUCCUUUAGAGCAAAAUAAGCACACAAGAGCGCAGCGAAUUCCACGACGCGAUUCCCGCGAUUCUAUCGGAGCCACGGCAGCAGCCUCUUAUCCGAGCCGUGAAAUCGAACGUAGCUACAGUAAAUACACGUAUAUCGCAGCUCGGGGUCAGGCUUGUCCAUAGUUGUCCCUCGAAUUCAUCCAGCACAUCUAUCAGGUCCGUCUUUAUCUUCAUUGGAAAUGGC